Messenger RNA from Girardinichthys multiradiatus, 3124 nucleotides. RefSeq lists its product as uncharacterized. The transcript has 4 exons. The record is from RefSeq and is a predicted model, not a curated record. Lineage: Eukaryota; Metazoa; Chordata; Actinopteri; Cyprinodontiformes; Goodeidae. The coding region runs from base 182 to 2644 and encodes 820 amino acids.
CUACCACAUACAGGCAAUGACAACAGCUCUGUCAGCUUAAAGAAUCUAAAAAUAGAAAUUCUGGAAAAGAAAACACAGCUGAGUGCUUCAAAGAUUUACCACUAAAACAGGGAAUCUCAGCUCCUUAAGCUUUCUCUCCCAGAACCAUGUUUGUCUUUGCAUAACAAAGAACUCAAAGGACAUGACUGAGCAUACAGAGAAUUCCUCAGAAAUCUUUUCACAAGAUGAAACCAAAGUUUCUUCUGCUGUUCCUGCCCAGAUCAAGCGGUACUACAGCUUGAUGGAUGAUGAAGCGCCGGAUGAUGUGUUUAUCCAGCCCCCUUCUCCCCCAACCUGUAAGGCUGUUUUGUCGGUAACAGAGAGAAAUAUAAGUGCAACGCCAGCUGAUUACAGUAUGACCCUACCACCUGAAGCAGCUGACGCCACAAAUGCUAAAGCUAAUCCCUGCAGUUUAAACAGACACCAUGGUGAGAAGCAGUUAUUGGCAGGACGGAACGAGUGGGAUGAAGAGAUAAGAGGUACAUUGCAGUCCUCAAUGGAAUCUUUGGAUAACACGUUACUUUCCAAAGACGUGAACUCUACUCCAACGAAUUAUCAAGACCAAACAUCCAUAGAUGGCUCGGCCUGUUUGAUGGAGAGGCUUCUUGACAAAACUGGAAAAGUAGAGCAGAAUAACACAUCAGGAGAUGAAGAAUCAGACGAGGAGCAUAAAGAGGGUCCUAAACCAUGUAAAGAAGAAGAGAACUACGAAACAAAAAGAGACAAAUUUCAACAACAAAUAUAUUCCAAUGAGGAUAAAAACCCAGAGAAUAAUACCAAUCUAGAGAAAGAGUGUGACAAAAAUUAUAAAGAUAUUUCUUGCGCUGAUGAGCGAGACUUCAAGCUAUCAAGGGCAAUGUUUGAUCUUCAUAAAAACAAUGACUUCCUAUCUUUGGAGCCAUCAGAACUCUGCAAAUUUACCAAAAAUAGGAUGAAGGAAAGAACCAUUGACUUCCCUGCAGAAGUGAGAGGUAAUGAAGAGCAUGUUGGACCCAGAUCGUCAGACAACAACCUUACAACAUCUGAGCUCAAUAUCAGCAAAGAAUCAGAAGAAAUGUUGGAGCAGGUCAAUGAAAACCGGAGAAUAGCUACUGACAUCCAACAAGGAGAGCAGCUGCUUCAACGUCUUCAAAUGGUGCAGCUGCGACAUGACGAGACCCCAAGUACAACCCAGGAGAUUAUCAAAGUGGUAAAAACUGAGGUAGAAUGUAGGUUUAGGUCUGAAGUUGAGGACGGAGGAGUUAGAGGAAGGUGUGUGACAAGUGAAGAUGAGGAGAGUUAUUCAAAGGGGAAGGAAAUGAAGACAAACCUGAGAGAGAAUGAUAAUGAGAAUAAUGAAAGAGAACAGAUUCAAACAGAAGCAAGGACUUCUUUGUCGACACCACUAGGAAUGUCAGAACCCAACCAGAUUAACAAAAGAGAUGCAGAUGAGUCUCUGGACGAUUACAGUGAAAUCUUGGUACCUUUGGUAACUUUGCCACUUAACAAGCCUUGUGAAAUGUCCAGUGAAAUACCGUUCAUUUCUGCCAGACAUCGAUUUUCAUCUGCUGAAACCUCAAUGGAGAAACAGAUCCAGGAGGCAGCCCGGACUAAGCAAACUUUGCUGAGGACUGGGGGUGUUUUCAACCUUUCUGAUAAUCCAGAUGUGUUAGAAAUUCCAUUCAAGACAGAUGUUUAUCUUGAGUCACUUCUUACAAAGGCUUGUACAACCCAGCAAAGCCAAUGGCAAUUUUCUGACAAAAAAAUUCAAAAAGAGAUAAGCCAAGAAAUUCAAAGAGAACUGGUGCUGGUCAACCAGGGUAAGAUUCCUGGGGAGUACUGCAAAGGGAACGUUCGUCAGUUAAAGGAGACAAAACGGCUUUUUGAGGCUUUCCAGCAGGGCAACACAGAGGGUCCAACAAGGCAUAGAAAGCUACCUUCUUCAGCAAUGAAAGGUCCCGUUUAUCCCUCUGUUCUAGAGCGCACACGUAGUCUUGAGAUGUUUUCCCUGAAGACUUUUCCUGUCUCAAGAGCACAUUCUCUUAGGCUGUACAAUUCCGCAACCCUUGAAAGAGACAAAAGUCCAGAAACCCUCAGAUCGAAGAAUCCAACCAGGGGUUCUCGAGACAAAACACGUUUAUCCCCUUACGUAAAACAAGACAAACACUUGCACAGGAGCAUGGACUCAAUAAAUAGUGAAUCCUCUAUGGAGUCUAGGGAUAAAACAAAGGAAAAACAAGAAUCCCCCAUCCUUAGACAAAACCCCUUCUUCAAGUUGCGCCCAGCCAUGGCCCUGCAGCCAGAGGUAGAGAAGGACAUUCGGGAGGCUAAGGAAAGAGAAGAAGAACUGCGUAGACAACGAUGCACUCUGUAUGGGGAGGACAGACAGAAAAGUGAAAAUGAAGAAAAGCAUCGAUGUACAAAGACACUCAAAUCAGACGUCAAGCUGCAGUCCAGGGGAAAACUGGAGAGACCUUGGCCACCACCCUCUAAAAAGGAUCAGAAGAAAUCUGGGGAGAUUCAGCAGGAGGCAAAGGUUCACAGAGCAGGAGGUCAGAAGGCUCCUCUGUGGCAGCUCUGGGAGUCUGGGCUGGUCAAUGGCAUGGGUUCAGAUGAGAAGAAGUGAUGUUGGCCAUCCUAUCGAUGAAAGACUACAAACAUAAUUCAUAUUAGUGAUAGAACCACAGUCUAAGCACAGAUAAAUCAGUGAAAAUCACUCUGACAAACAUCUUUUGUUAGUCAGUGGCUCCGCUUUGUAUUUGUAUCAAAAAUAUGCUUUAAAUGUAAAAUAGUCUUACAUGGCAAGUAAAUAAAACAAAUAUUUAUUUUAUUUUUACUUCAUAUUUUUGAUUAUUUCUUUAUCUUAAAAGAUAUUUAUUCAGGACCCCCAAAUAAUUCUUUGAGAAAAUGCUGUUGUAUUAACCCAACCAGUAAGUAGUGUAAUAAUCUUUGUUAUGUACCAAUCAAAGCAUAAGCUUGAGGUUGAGUGCAAUUCAUUACUAUUGGCUCUAGUGAAUGUUAGAAUGAAUUCAACAAAACAUCUUUUUAAUUGUACAUUCAGCCUAAAUCGUGUGUUGGCUAAAUUAAAGCAAGUUUAUAUUCAUGA